CAACAGUAACUAUCUUGAACCCCUCUACCAAUUCAUAAUCCAUCCAAUCUCAACCCUAACACCCCGAAUCCGAAACCAAACACCAAAAAUCAAAAUGAAUCUCAAACACCUCCUCCUCUUCAGCACCACCCUCGCCCCAAUCUCCCUAACCCUCGCCAAUCCCAAUCCCAACCCGGUCGGCCCCCGAAGCCCCCAAUCCACAGGCCUACUAUCCGACCUCCCGUCCCUCAUUGACAACCUAAAGGAACUCCUCAGUCAAGACACAGUCGAUAACCUGGAAACGAUCGUCAAGGGGGCAGCAGUGCUACUGGGCGGUGAUACGCCUCAGAAUCUGCAAAAGUUGUUGUCGAGUAGCAAUAUCGACAAGUUGCAGAAUAUUAUCGAUAAUGCGGACUUGUUGUUGACAACGUCGUUUGUUAAUGAGACGAGUGAGUUGAUUGGGGAUGCGUUGCCGUUGGUAACUGAUGUAUCGGCGUUAUUGACGGCGAUUAUGAAGACUGCUUGA
Messenger RNA from Aspergillus eucalypticola CBS 122712, 505 nucleotides. RefSeq lists its product as uncharacterized. The transcript is spliced from 2 exons. Lineage: Eukaryota; Fungi; Ascomycota; Eurotiomycetes; Eurotiales; Aspergillaceae. The coding region runs from base 95 to 505 and encodes 136 amino acids. The record is from RefSeq and is a predicted model, not a curated record.